AUGACUGAACAGCCGUACUAUGGUCCCGACGCUUCUGCAAAGGAUAUAUUCCUCGAACGUACAUUCGUCGCCGGUGAUGUUGUCACUGGCACAGGAUAUGGUAUUCAACUCGUGCUGUUCACCACAUGCGCGAAAUAUCUUUGGGAGAAGAUCAAGGUAUCGAAGAGAAGCAACACCUCAAGCAAAUCAUCGGCCUUUUUGCUGGCGUAUAUGGUGGUGUUGAUGAUCAUCGAGACGAUAUAUGUUGCGGUCCAAGCCAGGACUGUUCAAGACAUGUAUAUCGACAACAGGAAUUACCCUGGUGGGCCUUGGGAGUACUUCCUUGCCACUCAGAAUAAAGCCAUAAAUGUCAUGUUUUAUGCGACCUUGUUCUUGGUGACAUUGUUGUCGGAUAUGCUGGUGCUUUGGCGAUGCUGGGUUAUCUGGGGAGCUAGUGGAAGCAGGCGCCUUGCAUAUGCGGCCGUGGCACUUCCUUUUCUGAUGUUCUUAGCUUCCUUUGUGAUGGGAACUCUCUGGACCCUCCAAUCCAGCCAGCCCGGGCUAUCACUCUAUUCAGCUCUGCCCAGAGCCUACGGAAUGUCCUACUUCUUCAUCUCCCUCGGUGUCAACAUCGUCCUCACCGUGCUAAUUGUUUUCCGGCUCUUCAUGUACCGCCGCACCAUCCUCAAGCAUCUCCCUGAAGAGCAUACCAAGCGGUACUCUGGCCUGGUAGCAAUUGUCGUCGAGAGUGCAGCGGUCUACUCGGUCUUUGCGGUCUUGUUUAUCGUCACCUACUCGGUCGACAAUCCUAUCAACCAGGUUUGUCUGAGCUUGGCAUCCUCUUCUCAGCAAAUAGCUGGAUAUUGGAUCAUUUAUCGGACUGCCCAGGGGCGGGCGUGGACGAAACAUACGCUCGCUCAAGUUACGACCAACACUUCUGACAUCAAUUUUCGUGUUACGACUGCAGGAGAGUCUGUUCAAGUUUCCGAGACGCGACAUGGAAAUACGACAACGACACCGUUUGAAAGCGAAUUGACGUUGUCGGAGAAGAAGCCAAGUCCGAAAGUUGUGGCCUGA
Coprinopsis cinerea okayama7#130 is the source of this 1056-nucleotide messenger RNA. RefSeq lists its product as hypothetical. The coding region runs from base 1 to 1056 and encodes 351 amino acids. The transcript has 5 exons. NCBI's taxonomy places the organism in Eukaryota, Fungi, Basidiomycota, Agaricomycetes, Agaricales, Psathyrellaceae. The record is from RefSeq and is a predicted model, not a curated record.